Messenger RNA from Opisthocomus hoazin, 1635 nucleotides. It is a transcript of the gene MAP10, whose product is annotated as microtubule associated protein 10. The record is from RefSeq and is a predicted model, not a curated record. Gene Ontology annotation, cellular component: cytoplasmic microtubule; midbody; mitotic spindle pole. Gene Ontology annotation, biological process: mitotic spindle midzone assembly; positive regulation of cytokinesis; cytoplasmic microtubule organization. Gene Ontology annotation, molecular function: microtubule binding. NCBI's taxonomy places the organism in Eukaryota, Metazoa, Chordata, Aves, Opisthocomiformes, Opisthocomidae.
AUGCCCUUCUGCAGCUUGAGAGGCACCAGUUCAACGACUCAGGUGGUGCCCCCCAGCCGUGUGCCUUCAGCCCAUCGGUGUGACCGAGCCUUUGCUCUGGAAUCACUGCCACGGAGGGAGCUCUGCAGUAAGAUGCGCCUGCAGGACCAUCCAAACAUUCUGUUCCUGUCUGCUUAUCCGCCUGUGGAGGGGCCCGGUGGGAUCCACGGAGCUGCCAGCCCUCGAUUCAAGCGAGGCCGGCAAGAGGCCACUUCACCAGGGUCUUCUCGGGCUGGGAGAGGACCUCGGAGAGCUGUACCGGAGGGUGAGACAGGCUCCGAGAGGAACGGCAAAACUAAGGAAAACCGACCUCCAAGAAGGAAACUGUUGUACGGGCUGACAAAUACACUGAGGCUACGGCUGCAGCAGACCAACCCUGAGAAGCUGGUAAUUCUUGAAAGGAGAGAGCAGUACCGCAAAAAGCAAAUGGAGGUGCUGAAGGAGAGAAGCCCUUUAUCCAGAAGAAAGCUGCCCAGAAGUGCCGGAGAACAGGGUGUGGUUUCGUACAGGCACCAUAGCAAGGGAGACAGUUCAAAGCAGAAUAAUGGGCUUGAUAAAACAGUGGAGACUUCAUUACAAAACAGCGCUCUCGCAGAGUGCGUUUCCAUGGCGGGAGAUGUGUCCCCUGACCUGCAGAAACGGGCGGUUGAAAGUCUAUUGAAGAACGAUGAAAGUGUACACAAGGAACGCCCGUGCAAAGUCACUACAGCCCCCUUAGUGGAUGAACCUGUAUUAAAAUCUGCUCUCAAGGAACAGUAUGCGAAAGCCCCGCUCCCAGCAGCUUUCCUAUCAGAUGCAAAGGGAAGUAAUGUAGAAGAAAUACACUUAAUCCGUCGUAAAACCACAGAGCACGAUGAUGCGUCUGUUGUAAGCGACCGUAAACCAAGCCCCAGCAAGAGUGCUGAAAACAACUCUGAAUUCAUCUACUCAGAUGACUUUGUUGCUAGUCCUGAGAACACCAUUUACUCAGAAGAUUUCACCAGUGCUGAGUGUACGGGCAGAGACUCGGAAGCUCUUGACAGCAGUCCUGAGCCUUUGUGGCUUGAAAGCCCGAAGCGAGGUUAUUCAGAUACAGACUCGGAAUCCAGCAGGUCCAGAAUUUCAAAGACAAGUCAAAGAGCUGAAUGUACUUCAGGUCUUCUGCCAGUUCCUUCCGUUUCAUCUCCAGUCCAGUCUUCGAAGAGAAACCGUGACUUAAAAACCAGCAAGCAAACCAGCAGUGAAUCUGUCGAUUCACUUAACGAUGCGUCCAUUCGAGCAAGGUUAUUAGAUGAAGAGCAGGAAGUCCAACAGAUCAGUAAAGGAGAGAACAGGGGUGAUUGGCAUAUUAAGCAAGUAUCUACACUGAGAAGCAAACAAGUCGGCUCGGAUACUGAUCUGAGUAUAGGGAAGGGGCAGACGCCUGCAGGGAAAAGCCAGUCGGUAACUCAAGUUAGCUCUUACCUGCCAUCUGACAUGCCUGAUCUUGAACUUGGUGCCCUGGAAAACAGUAUGUCAGACAAAGCAGAUGAUUUUCUAGGAGAACUACAUGUUCUUAAUCAAUACAAGGAUAUCAGUGAACUUGUAAUAAAAAAGCUUCCAGGAUACACAGUGUAA